Molecule: messenger RNA, 3770 nt
Organism: Homarus americanus (American lobster)
Lineage: Eukaryota; Metazoa; Arthropoda; Malacostraca; Decapoda; Nephropidae
Exons: 6
Coding region: 375-3311 (978 amino acids)
Source: RefSeq, a predicted model, not a curated record
UGUGCGGUGCAGGUGUUGGUGGUGUCGUCAGCGGCCGCCACACAAAUACGUUUGGUGCAGUAACUUAACAAGAUUCGUUCUGACGGAGAGAAACGGGAGCAUAACAAGUAGAAAUCAUGUCACCCGAGACGAGGCAUAAAUACGUGGGGUCGGCUGACGGACUACACAUUCUUAUACUGAAGCGAAAGCGAUACACAUCAGUGAAGCAUACAGAGGUUUAUGCUAAUAGGAUUACAGAGAACUUGAUUAUAAAACAAACACAUUACUCUACGUUGUAUAGUUAAUGUGUUGAUAUACUACCAGAUCUUCUUGUGAAAUAAUUACGUGUUGAUCUGCCUACCUGACCUACCACUACCUUCGCCACAGCCGUGAUAAUGGUGGGACUAUCAAUGGACACGGUGGGCUUACGUCAAGCCAUCAGCCAGGCCCUAAAGACCACAGCCCGGGACACACUCGCUCUCCUCUAUCAAAAACUGUUCAGUGAGAACUACCCCGGCAAGACGCCUUACGAGGUCGUUUCUGCAGACAAAGGAGCCUCUGCUUACCUCAACCAGAACUUCUCGCUCAAGAAGAAGAUUAAAGCGAACAUACCGGGUAAGCUGGACAUGACGGCCCUCAACCUGCUGUUACGGUACGGGUGUGGACUGUCAACGAAGAAGAGCUCAUGGAAAGACCUUACCCGGUUAGAAGGCAACAUUGAAAAUCUGCGAAAGAUAAGGAACGAAGACGCCCACUGGACAAAGGAAGGAUGUCCUGACAAGAACCUGGAGGACACCUGGCAACAACUAGCUGAGGCCCUUACCAACAUUCUCCAGUUGGCCGGCCUGGAGAGCCACCUGCCCAGAGUGAAGCAAGAAUUGGGGGACAUUAGAAAUCCCAAACAGGAGACUUCAUCCGACAUCAAACUGCUUCAGGAGAGCCUCCAGAAUGAGCUGAAAGAGUUGUACAGAAGUGGACGCAAAACGACGCUGAUGCCCAUCGUGUGGGGAGGGAGGAGCUUUAGUUUCCACCACCACGUGAACAAGACCUACACCAAGACCAGGCUGACCGUCCUCCAUGACGGAUUGGAAAAAGAAAUAGAUUCUGAGGAACUGUUGGAGAACUUUGGGUCUUCACGGAUUAUCAUACUUGAGGGAGAAUCCGGCACCGGGAAAACCUCGCUGCUCCGUCAUUUUGCUGACGCUUGGGAAGCUAAAACACCGACCAACAAUCUAGCCCUCAGUUACGUCGACUACCUCAUCUUCCUGGACUGUACAGCCGUGACUACCAAAACCUUCACCCUCCCUGAUAUAAUCCAAGAAGUUAUGCCAAACGCCUGUUCCAGGUCGAGACCUUCAGCCAUUCUCAAUGAAUUGUCAAAGGCUGAAGAUAAAGUGAUGUUUUUAAUUGACGCAUUUGACGAAAGACUUAAAGCCUUCGUGAAUGCUUUUAAAAACCUUCAGAGAACGUGUUCGAAAGCUUUCUUCGUAGUUACAACAAGGCCUCACUGCACUCAAGCAAUUACUGCCCUCUGUCAGAAACCAAUUGUGGUAACAACUCAUGGUUUCUGCCGCAGAAGUGCCCUGGCCUACGCUACCAAACUUUUUAAAGUAUCUGGGUCGGAAAAAGUGCAGGAAUUUUUCAGUGUGAUGUCUUCGUACGAUGAACUUAUUACUAUUCCACAACUCCUGUGUUGGUGUUCAUGGUUCUGGAUUGAGAAAGAAGCUGAAAAUUUUACUGCAAGAGGGAAAAUAUUUGCCAGUAUAACAGAUUUUCUCCUCAGAAAGUUAUGUCACAUAAACGGGAAACGAAUCAUAGCCGGAGAGUUGCCCAGCGAGGGGCAACGCUGGCUUAGCAAGGUAGCUCGUCUCGCUUACACUGAAGCCAAACACAACUACCCAUUACUUAGUGAGAGUUCCAGUGAAAUAAAAAAACUAUCCAUUUAUGCCCAGCAACUCAAACUUCGUCCUCUUGAAGCACUUUCCACUCUUAUGCAGUGUGAUAGUUCCAUGACAGGAAUGGGGGAACACAAUGUGUUUCAAUUUGCUCAUGAAUCCCAUGCUAACUUUCUUGCAGCUUACCACAUUACAGAAAAGCUUCAAAGUAACAAGAAAGUUAAAUUGAGUAAUAUUUUGAAGGAUUUACAAAUGAACAGACAAAAAUCAAUCAUGAAAUUUCUCGUAAGUCUUUUGUUUGAAAAGAAAGAGCGAGUAGACACCCGGAUUAUCCAGGAUAUAGCAAAAAUAUCCAAACGAUAUGUGAACUUUUAUGAUAUAAAUUUCUUUUUGGAACUUCUUGAAGAAAGCAGCUACAGCAAAGACCUCGCUAAGGCUCUUGCCAAGCAAAUUCCUGGAGAUUCCCACGGAGCUUCACCUUCCCAUACUACAACCGAGCGCUCGAUAUCGCCUCCCCAAUUCAAUAAUCAACUGUGGUUACGACCAAAGGAACUACGACACAAUGAAGCCCUUCUUCUGUUACUCUCACAAGCUCAGCCAAUGCGCCUCUGGCUUAGGCUGAGUGAAGGUCCCCACGUGGACGAGGACAACCCUGUUCGCGGCCACCAGGCAGUGGGGGGAGAUGCUGCCGCAGCGUUGAAGUUAGUGAGUAAAGCCUACAGGCAAUGUGUUCUCGCAGACCUGAGGCUGACUGAUGUGGCAAUAUCCACUUCUCUGUCAUGGCCUAAGUCUCUCUGGUGGUUAUCACUUGAACGAUGUAAUAUUAAAACUCGCCUUGCUCUCCCUCCAGGGUUACUGAAAUUAAGGCUAACAGAGUGCACUGGUCUGGGGAACAUUAUAUUUCCUGUUAAUCUGAAGAGCCUGGAGUUACAGAAUAUAGAUUUAAAAAAAAAUUAUUUUCCCAUAAGUGUUGAAACUCUGGUCCUAAAUACCUGUACAAUCAAUAAUCUGCCGUGUUUCCCACCUGGGAUAAAAUCUUUGAAACUUAUUCAGUGUUCAAUCAUUGGAGAACUGAAUUUCCCACAUACCCUGGAACAUGUCAAGGUAUCUGCCACUUCAAAAGAUCUUCAAGAAGGUACACAGUCAUUGAAACUAAUCCAUUACAGUGAACAGUUAAUGCUUAAGCUGAAAGGCCCCACAACAGACCUGGAACACCUGCGAAGUCUGACCAUCACCAACGUCGCCCUAACACCUGAGGCCUUUCUCGACUAUUUCUUCGACUUUGAAGAAAAGAAUCCAAGAAGCCGUCUGAUGGUGGAUAGUAUGUGUGCACUGAAGGACAAAAGUAACGAGAGGGAUAUAAUCGUGUCCAGUGUCCUUACCUCCUCCUUACCGAACGUCACAGUCAAGUUCGGGAAGGAUGUGUUUACAAACUAGACUAACACGAAUGUCUGACCUGCAGGGUAACGUCACACAAUGAUUAUUUUAACUUGUGUGAUAAGUGACAGACCGCAGUUGACUUAGUGUUGGAUUAUGAUAACAGGAUAAAACUCAUGGAUGUUAAAUUGCAUUAAUUUAGAACAUCGUCUAGGAUACUGCUGAAACCUUAUGAUGCUUUGAAUCACAUCUAUAAUGUCAACAAAUUACAGAACUCUAUGAGGCUCACUUUCUGUAACAGUCUGUCAUAAUACUGUGAUUAAAUAUUGUGAUAUAUGCAUUGUUGCCAUAUUUUCUAUUAUAUAAUUAUUAAACGCCCGUAUGACACUUUUUAUGUCGUUAAUGAUUACAUUAGUAUUAACGCACUUUUGCGAAAAACUAUUCAGCUGUAUUUAUAACUCCCGUAUAUUUUUGUAUUGUAUUUUUAUAAUAAAUCUGACAUUAGAAUGUACACUCUUA